AUGCCGAACACGAGGCGACGCCGAUUCUCCGUGCAAAAUGAUACACAACGACCGAAGUCUCACCGAGCGAGGGGCGCCUCCAAUAACAGCUACAAAUCGAAGUCCGCGCUCCCCGACCAUGCCGGAGAAAAUUGUGUACAAAAGAACAAGACACGUCCUAACAGUUCCAAUGAGAUUUGUUCUCUGAAUGUGUCCGACGACCACGAGAGCUCGGCGUCUCUCGCUACCACGAAGCAACGUUCCACCGCGACGCUGGACAAGGACGUGGCCGCCAGCUCUAGUAACAUCGAUCUCUAUCAUUACCUAAGGGCUCCGGAAAACGCCUCUGUGGCCAGCUCAGUAACUCUGAAUGGUGAAAGCGAGACGAACUGUAAACAAAAUGAUAGCUUAGUAAGUCAACAUCGUAUCAAAGUGAGGAGUCCCAAGAGAUGCGCACCAACUAUUGACGACACAGAACAAGCAGAGGGCAGGUCGCUCGAUGCAGAGGAGAUGUGUCGGAUCUGUCACGGCGCGGAGGGAGCGCUGGUGGCUGCGUGUCGCUGUCGGGGCACGGUGGGUCGAGUGCACGUGCGCUGUCUGGAGCGGUGGCUCACCGAGGCGGCCAAGUCGCGCUGCGAGCUCUGUGGGGCGCGCUACCACACCCAGCGGGUUCACCGCUAUGGCUUGGCGAGGGCCAUGCUGGUGUGGCUCCUCAGCCACAGCGCGAAACAGUUGCUGGUGGACGGGCUGGGGCUGGCGCUGAUGUCUCCGCUGGCGGUGCUGGCAGCGUGGCUGUCAGGCCGCACGCUCUCCUCGCUGAUGGCGCAGGACCCGCGCCUCACGCCCUGGCCACUCGCGUCCACCUUCGUGCUAGCCUGCAUGACCCUGGUGUGCUACUACUGCUGGGUGGUGUCGGCGGCGACGCGCCACGCGCUCUCCUGGUGGGUGUGGUACCGCGCGCAGUACGAGGUGCGGCUGCAGCUCGACCAGGACCUCGACGACUCCUAG
Molecule: messenger RNA, 987 nt
Organism: Bombyx mandarina (wild silkworm)
Lineage: Eukaryota; Metazoa; Arthropoda; Insecta; Lepidoptera; Bombycidae
Biological process (GO): protein ubiquitination
Molecular function (GO): zinc ion binding; ubiquitin-protein transferase activity
Source: RefSeq, a predicted model, not a curated record